Messenger RNA from Camelina sativa (false flax), 3666 nucleotides. Lineage: Eukaryota; Viridiplantae; Streptophyta; Magnoliopsida; Brassicales; Brassicaceae. The record is from RefSeq and is a predicted model, not a curated record.
UAAAAAAAAAACUUCAGCUUUACUCAGUUUUGCUCAUUCUCUCUCUCUUUGAAAACUCACACUCAUGGCGACAAUUCUCUCACCUUCUUCAACCUAAUAUUAUUAUUGUUUCACUUCAAGCAGAUCUAUACUAUGGCCAUGGGUAUAUCUCUGUUCUUCAUUCUCCUCUUGAUUUACUCGCCGUUACUUUUACACGCCGAUGAGUCUCAAACCGAGAUCGAAGCUCUCACGGCGUUUAAACUCAACCUCCAUGACCCACUCGGUGCGUUAACUUCAUGGGAUCCUUCAACUCCAACUGCUCCAUGUGACUGGCGUGGCGUCGCCUGUACUAACCACCGUGUUACAGAGAUCCGUCUUCCUCGUCUCCAGCUCUCCGGACGAAUCUCCGACCGUAUCUCCGGCCUACGCAUGCUACGGAAGCUCAGUCUCCGGUCAAACUCUUUGAACGGUACUAUCCCUACCACACUCGCUUACUGCACGCGCCUACUCGCUGUCUUUCUUCAGUAUAACUCACUCUCCGGGAAACUACCUCCGCCGAUGAGGAAUCUCACUUCGCUUGAGGUCUUUAACGUUGCUGGUAACCGUCUCUCCGGUGAGAUCUCCGUUGGUUUGCCGACGAGUCUCAAGUUUUUGGACGUUUCGUCGAACACCUUCUCUGGUCAGAUACCGAGUGGACUUGCUAACUUGACUCAGCUCCAGCUUCUUAAUCUCUCGUAUAAUCAGUUUACCGGCGAGAUUCCGGCGAGUUUAGGUAACCUCCAGAGUCUUCAGUACUUGUGGCUCGAUUUCAAUCUAUUGCAAGGGACAUUACCGUCGGCGAUCUCCAACUGCUCCUCCUUAGUUCACUUGAGUGCGUCGGAGAACGAAAUCGGCGGCGUGAUUCCCGCCGCGUACGGUGCUCUUCCGAAACUCGAGGUUCUCUCGCUCUCUACCAACAAUUUUUCCGGUACUGUGCCGUUUUCUCUCUUCUGCAACUCUUCGCUUAGGAUUGUUCAGUUAGGGUUCAAUGCUUUUUCCGAUAUCGUACGGCCUGAGACGACGGCGAACUGUCGUACCGGUUUACAGGUCUUGGAUCUCGGGGAAAAUCGAAUCUCCGGUCUUUUCCCGUUGUGGUUAACAAAAAUUUUGUCGUUAACGAAUUUUGAUGUUUCUGGAAACUUGUUUUCCGGUGAGAUUCCGCCGGAUAUUGGUAACUUGAAGAGGUUAGAAGAAUUGAAAUUGGCUAAUAACUCUCUUACUGGUGAGAUUCCUGUUGAGAUUAAGCAAUGUGGUUCGUUAGGUGUUCUUGAUUUCGAAGGGAACAGAUUAAAAGGUCAGAUUCCUGAGUUUUUAGGCUACAUGAAGGCUUUAAAGGUUUUGUCUUUAGGCAGAAACAGCUUCUCAGGUUAUGUUCCUUCGUCUUUGGUGAAUCUGCAGCAGCUUGAUAGGCUUAACUUAGGUGAAAACAACUUGAAUGGGAGUUUCCCUGUGGAGUUAAUGGCCUUGACGAAUCUGUCUGAGCUGGAUUUGAGUGGAAACAAGUUUUCCGGGGAAGUUCCUGUGAGUAUCAGUAACUUGAGUAACCUCAGUUUUCUGAAUUUGAGUGGGAAUGGAUUCUCUGGUGAGAUACCAGCUAGUGUUGGUAAUCUGUUUAAGCUAAUAGCUCUUGAUUUGAGCAAACAGAAAAUGUCUGGUGAGGUUCCGGUUGAGCUCUCUGGUUUGCCCAACUUGCAAGUGAUUGCAUUGCAGGGAAACAACUUCUCUGGUGUUGUACCUGAAGGGUUUAGUAGCUUGGUGAGUUUAAGAUAUGUGAACCUUAGCUCCAACUCCUUCUCUGGUCAGAUUCCGCAGACUUUCGGGUUUCUUCGGUUGUUGGUUUCUCUGUCACUGUCAGAUAAUCACAUCUCUGGGUCUAUUCCGCCUGAAAUUGGAAACUGCUCUGCUCUUGAAGUUCUCGAGUUAAGAUCUAACAAGCUAAUGGGUCAUUUACCCGCUGAUCUCUCUCGUCUUCCGCGUUUGAAGGUGCUUGACAUGGGUCGGAACAACUUGUCAGGCGAAAUCCCACCAGAAAUCUCUGAGAGCUUGUCUGUCAACUCGUUGUCACUUGACCACAAUCAUCUUUCAGGAGUCAUACCUGGAUCUUUGUCUAGGUUAUCAAACUUGACAAAGCUAGAUCUUUCUGUUAAUAACUUAACCGGGGAGAUUCCGGCUAGCCUCACCCUUAUCUCCAGUAACUUGGUAUACUUCAACGUCUCAAGCAACAACCUUAAAGGAGAGAUUCCAGCUUCGUUAGGCUCAAGAAUCAACAACCCAUCAGAAUUUUCAGGUAACACAGAGCUCUGCGGGAAGCCAUUAAACAGAAAAUGCGAAAGCAGCACAGCGGAAGAGAAGAAGAAGAGAAGGAAAAUGAUUAUUAUGAUAGUUAUGGCUGCAAUAGGUGCAUUCCUUUUAUCACUCUUCUGCUGCUUCUACAUUUACACACUCUUGAAAUGGAGAAAGAAGCUGAAACAACAGUCUACAACGGGAGAAAAGAAACGAAGUCCUGGUAGAACAAGCGCUGGAAGUAGAGUUCGUAGCAGCACGAGCAGAUCAAGUACAGAAAAUGGAGAACCAAAGCUAGUGAUGUUCAACAACAAGAUAACUCUGGCUGAAACAAUCGAAGCAACACGACAGUUCGAUGAAGAAAAUGUUCUUAGCAGAACCAGAUACGGAUUGCUAUUCAAAGCCAAUUACAAUGACGGAAUGGUUCUCUCUAUCCGCCGCUUACCCAAUGGCUCACUCUUAAACGAGAACUUGUUCAAGAAAGAAGCUGAAUUCCUCGGUAAAGUCAAGCACCGAAACAUCACGGUUCUUAGAGGUUACUACGCAGGUCCACCAGAUUUAAGGCUUUUGGUGUAUGACUACAUGCCCAACGGAAACUUAUCUACUCUGCUCCAAGAAGCUUCCCACCAAGAUGGCCAUGUCCUAAACUGGCCAAUGCGCCACCUCAUAGCUCUCGGGAUCGCUCGUGGACUUGGUUUCCUUCAUCAAUCCAGCAUGGUUCAUGGUGAUAUCAAGCCACAGAAUGUACUCUUCGAUGCUGAUUUCGAAGCACAUUUAUCUGAUUUCGGGCUUGACCGUCUCACGGUACGAUCCCCCUCAAGAUCAGCUGUCACAUCAGCCACCACCGGGACGCUAGGAUACGUUUCUCCAGAAGCCUCAUCAUCCGGAGAAAUCACAAGAGAAGCCGACAUCUACAGCUUUGGCAUUGUCCUACUCGAAAUCCUAACGGGGAAAAGACCAGUAAUGUUCACACAAGACGAGGAUAUAGUGAAAUGGGUGAAGAAACAGCUUCAGGGAGGUCAAGUCACGGAGCUACUAGAACCAGGGCUACUAGAACUCGAUCCAGAAUCAUCAGAAUGGGAAGAGUUCUUAUUAGGAAUAAAAGUGGGACUUCUUUGUACUGCAACGGAUCCUCUAGACAGACCAACAAUGUCCGAUGUUGUUUUCAUGCUUGAAGGCUGCCGUGUUGGUCCCGACGUUCCUUCCUCCGCCGACCCAACUUCUCAGCCUUCACCGGCCUAACCGUUUUUUUUUUUUACUUCUUUGUAUUCCUGAUUUAAAUUUUUAGUGAAGAAAAAAACAAGAAGUAAUAUUAAAAAAAUUCAGCAUUAAUUUACUUGGGUCUUUGGGAGCUUCUUUAAUGUC